GACAGCGCGCAGUACCAGAGCCGCAGUCGCGGAGACGGCGCCAGGAGGAGCGGUGUCUGGAGAUGCCUGACGCCCGGUUCUGAGCGGCGGCAGCGACGCCAUGGAGCGGGCAAGGGAUCGCUUACAUCUGAGACGAACUACAGAACAGCACGUGCCAGAGGUGGAAGUCCAAGUCAAACGCAGAAGGACAGCCUCACUGAGCAACCAAGAGUGUCACUUGUAUGCCAGGCGUUCUCAGCAGCAUCAAAUUCCUGUGGUGGAUUUCCAGGCAGAACUAAGACAGGCAUUCUUGGCUGAGACACCAAGAGGUGGUUAAAGUAUCGGAACAUCAAAAAUAGCUGAUUUCAAGAAAAAACAGCAAACAAUGUAAUAAAGUUCUUAUCCAUAAA
This is a messenger RNA of Dipodomys ordii (Ord's kangaroo rat), 389 nucleotides long. It is a transcript of the gene Snurf, whose product is annotated as SNRPN upstream reading frame. The record is from RefSeq and is a predicted model, not a curated record. The coding region runs from base 101 to 316 and encodes 71 amino acids. Lineage: Eukaryota; Metazoa; Chordata; Mammalia; Rodentia; Heteromyidae. Gene Ontology annotation, cellular component: nuclear speck. The transcript has 4 exons.